Mytilus trossulus (common blue mussel) is the source of this 672-nucleotide messenger RNA. RefSeq lists its product as uncharacterized. The record is from RefSeq and is a predicted model, not a curated record. Bases 19 to 672 code for a protein of 217 amino acids. Lineage: Eukaryota; Metazoa; Mollusca; Bivalvia; Mytilida; Mytilidae. The transcript has 5 exons.
UUUAACUUAACCUGUAAAAUGAAGCUUCUAUUUUGCACAUUUGUACUUCUGAUUGUCUCUGUCUACAUAGCAGUUAUAUCUGCUCUUGAAGGUGAACUUACAACAGUUUCAAUGGGAACAACUACACAACCAUCUACUAUAGAGGUUACAACAGCUACAGAAUGUGUUAAAGAAAAAGUUGUGCUAGGCGAGUCUAAUAUUGAUACAAAUAACCCGUUGGCACCCUUGUCCACAAGCGACAAAGAUGCACUUCAAGAGAAAGACGAUAACAAGUUUGUUGAGACAAAUGAAUCUAUUAUGGUUCUGUUGAUUGACGGUUUAGACGAAGAAGUAAAUGGUGUAACAGUUUCUGGUGAUGGCAUUGCUACUAUUACCGUGAAGUAUAAUCUUCCAGAUAAUCCAGAGUUUAUAACUGUUCAGGCCCCAAAUGUACAGCCGGGUGAAGAAAUCCCAUUGGAAUCGAGAAAGUACAACGUUAUAAGAAUAACAGUCACAAAACAAUCCGGCAGCAGUAGUAUUCGUUUAGACAGUGUAGAACUUUCUACUUGUGUUGUUAUGGGCGAACGGUGCAACCAGGCAAAUGACUGCAGUGUAACACUGUGUUCUUCAGGCAGCAGUCUUGCUUGCAUACAUGAUGAAUGUACAUGUACAACACAGUCUGGAAAUGCAUAA